CUGAAAGGCCAACAGAGCAUGCUCGGACAAACGAGCUCAAAGAAAGAACCAGGAUUCUUGAAAUGGCAAUGGGUAAAAUCCUUGCUCGCCUGAUCCCUGACGACCCCCUGAUUCCUUUGUUGAACAGGGAUGCACAGCCAGCUGUUGUUGUUGCAACUCGAAACUCCCCCGCUCUGAGCAAUAUAAUAGUACCAACCAAACCAAGAGGAAGUGGGAAGUUAAAUAACGAGCCUAGCUCGUCCAAGCACAGUGAAGAACUGAUGAGAAAGAAUGCAGACCUUGAGAGGCAGCUACGGGACGUACAGAAAUCCAUUGACGAGCUGAAGAGUCCCAGGUCGCACCAACAGACCUUGGAUUUGGAUAAUGCGCCACUAAACCUAUCCAUCACAGUCAUCAUGAGAAUUCAAAAUGCCAAUGAUGCCAUGAUGUGCAAGGUGUUCCCGGCGACAUUGAAGUCAACGGCCAGAAGAUGGUAUCAUAAACUCCCCAGACACUCUAUAGACUCAUAUUCCCAGCUCGCCAAGCUGUUCUCCAACAAAUUUGCGAGCCAAAGGGAGAUUAAACGCACAGCAACCAAGCUGAUGCAAGUUCAUCAGAAAGAAGGGGAAUCUCUGAGGGACUACAUGCAACGAUUCAACAAGGCUACUUUAGACAUUGACAAUGUCCCCGAUACCAUCUGCUUGUCUGCCUUGCUGCAUGGUUUGAAGCCUGGCCGGUUUCUAGACGACCUGCUAGAGAAUCCACCUAAGUCGUGGAAUGAUGGUAAAGAGCCCAAGCAACCUGAAGGUAGAGACGAAAAGAAAAAACAGAAGGUUGGCGAGCAGAGAGGAAAACCGCCUUCCUAUCCUAAAUAUGACAACUACAUCCCCCUGAGCUCGUCAAGAUCCCAGAUAUUGGCGCAGAUACAGCAUUGGGUCAAGAGACCCCCUCCCCAAACGCAUGACUCUUCACGAGCUGACAGAAGCAAGUAUUGUGACUACCACCGUGGAUAUGGCCACAACACAGAAGACUGUCAAAGCCUGAAGGACAAGCUUGAAUUUUUAGCUCGCAAUGGAAAGUUGGAGGGCAAUCCAACCCCUUACCAGGCGGGUCAAUACUCAUCUGAGCCGAACAGAGCAUACAGGGGACGCCCAUUCAAUAGGCGCGGGCAAGGACAGAAAGCAUCCACAUAUAACCAAAAGGAUCACAGAGGGGUUGGAUAUAGUGGGAUACCCCCACCAUCUGGCACAAUCAACAUGAUCUCUGGUGGUAUGCACGCAGAGGGCCCAAGCGCCCGAGGCCGCAAGGCGUAUGCUCGCCAGGUGAUGACUGUUAAUAAGAACCGGCCUCUUAAGCGCCCGUUUGAAGAAGCAGAGUGGGAAAAUGCGCCAAUCACAUUUAGCCCGACAGACUAUAAGCGAGCAGAAGGAGAACCCGACGUUAUGAUGCCUCACGCAGAUCCUUUCGUGGCAACAGUCCAUAUAGGCAAUCAUAACGUCAACAAGGUCUUCAUUGAUACUGGAAGCUCACCAGAUAUGUUAUACUGGAGUUGCUUUCAAAAGAUGCAAUUGAAUCCAAGCUCGCUACAGAAAUAUGAAUGGCCCAUAUAUGGGUUUGAUAACCAACCCAUCCUGGUUGAGGGAGUUAUUACUCUUCCCAUAUAUGUGGGCUCCGAACCACGCUUCAGGAUUACGCUUGUUAGCUUUCUGGUCAUGAAGAUGGAAUCAGCUUUCAAUGCUAUACUGGGAAGAGCCACCAUCUGCGAGCUGAAGGCCAUCAUCUCACAGCCUCAUCUCUGCAUGAAGUUCCCAACUCCUCAAGGGGUAGGAGUACUUAAGCGGAACCAAAAGAUGGCCAGAGCCUGCUACCAAGACACUUUCAAGAAGGUUGAGCUCGCUGCAGCCCCGGCAGAACCGGUGGAAACGGUCGCUUUAAACCCUGAUGUGCCAGAAAGAACAGUUAAGAUCGGCACCAAACUCACAGAGGAAGAACGAGCAGAGCUUCUGGAGUUUUUGAGGGUUAAUCAAGAUGUGUUUGCGUGGAGUACGGAUGAAAUGCAGGGCAUUCCAGCAGAGUUGACAGUCUAUAAGCUUAGCACGGACCCCACCAAAAGGCCGGUGCUAGUAGAGCGAGCAGCAGGGCAUGAGCGAAUGAGCUUUCUUGAUGCUAGCUCGGGUUAUCACCAGGUUCAAUUGCUACUGGACAAUCAAGAGAAAACAGCUUUUUACGCCGGUGACGCAAUUUACUGCUAUGUCAUGAUGCCGUUUGGUCUGAAAAAUGCUGGUGCAACGUAUCAGAAGCUGGUGCAAAUCAUCUUUAAGCUCCAAAUCGACAGGAACAUAGAAGUAUAUGUGGAUGACAUGAUAGUCACCAGUGUGCGAGCUGAGGACCAUAUAGCUGACUUGAGUGAGACGUUUCAGAAUUUGCGCCGAGCCCAGAUGAAGUUGAAUCCCCUGAAGUGCACGUUCGCUAUAGAAUCAGGAAAAUUCCUAAGGUGCGUAGUAUCCAAGAAAAGAAUUGAAGUGAAUCCAGAGAAGGUUCAGGCCGUUCAGCAGAUGGAGCCUCCCAAGACCAUAAAGGAUGUGCAGCGCCUGACAGGUCGUGUAGCCGCGUUGCACAGGUUCAUAGCCAGAUCGGCAGAAAGGUGCCUCCCAUUCUUUAAAGCCCUGAGAGAGCCCAAGAACUUUCAGUGGACAGAUGAAUGUCAGCAGGUGUUUGACAAGCUUAAACAAUAUCUAGCAUCAGCACCUCUACUGUCCAAGCCUGUGGGAGGGGAGAGUUUAUACCUGUAUCUGGGGGUCACAGAGGAGGCCACAAGUUCGGUUUUACUAAGGGAAGAGAAUAAGCAUCAGAAGUUUAUCUGUUAUAAGCCGAAACUCUCUGGUCGGCUUAUCGGGUGGAGCGUCGAGCUGAGUGAGUAUGACCUUAAAUUUCAGCUGCGGACAACCAUAAAGGGCCAGGCUGUGGCAGACUUCCUUGUGGAAUGCAUCUCGGCCACUGUAGAAGAAAAGGCACCCGAGCACUCAGUAUGGGUCUUAUAUGUUGAUGGAGCUGCUAACAUUGAAGGAUUGGGUGUUGGGGCUGUGUUAGUGGGCCCAUAUGGCUUUAAAUCCGAGCAUGCACUGAGGUUUAAGUUUCAGACAACUAAUAAUGCUGCAGAAUAUGAAGCCCUCAUUUAUGGAUUGAAAUUGAAGUCAAGAUUUGUCUCUUUCCAAAUCGACAAAAUACCAAGAGCAGAUAACCACCAAGCUGACGAGCUGUCAAAAUUGGCCUCCUCGCAGGACCUUAACCCUCAUAGGUCAACAAUUGUGAAGGUACUUGAUGCUCCCAGCUACAUCGAUUUCACAGUCGAGUGUCAGCUGCUCAGCACAGAUCCCUCUUCACCGAGCUGGACUACCCCGCUCAUUGAUUAUCUACACAGUGGCGAGCUGCCUGAAGAUCCGUCCGCUGCAAAGUUGAUUAAACGCAGAGCGGCUCAUUUCACGUUGUUAGAUAAUCAGCUCUACAAACGAGCAGCCUCAAUACCCCUAUUACGCUGCCUCACUCCUUAUGAAGCUGAAUACGCCGUGAGGGAAGUUCACGAAGGAGUAUGUGGCACACACAUAGGUGGUAGAACUUCAGCUCAGAAACUCCUGAGGCAUGGGUAUUACUGGCCAACUAUGGUUGAGGAUGCACAGAAGUAUGGAGUCAACCUGCUCGGCCCUUUUGUUAAAGGCAAAGGAGGUUGCACUUACCUCGUUGUCGCGAUGGAUUACUUCACCAAAUGGAUAGAAGCUAAACCAUUGUCCACGACAACAGAAAGGAAAAUAGAAGAAUUCUUGUUCAAUUCGAUAUUGUGCAGGUUCGGCAUACCUAAACAGAUCAUCGCUGACAAUGGUCCCCAGUUCCAAGCCGCCGCAUUGAGGUCGUUCUGUAAUGACUAUGGCAUUGAGCUCGCCUUGACGUCUGUGUAUACUCCACAGUCCAAUGGACAAGCCGAGUCUGCCAAUAAAAUCGUCCUAAGAGGCCUCAAGACGCGUGUUUUGGCUGCACAUUCUAAUUGGGUUGACGAGCUUAAUAAAGUGCUUUGGUCAUGUCGCACUACACCAAGCUCAGCCACAGGCGAAACCCCAUUCAGCCUUACUUAUGGAGCUGAGGCCGUCAUCCCAGUAGAGGUCGGAUUGCCAUCUGAAAGAGUAGGUCGGCACAACGAUCCUAACAAUGAGCAGCUUUUGAGAGAGAACCUAGACCUCGUGGAAGAGGUCAAGGAGAUGUCUCGAAUAAGAAACAUGGCGCAUCAGAGUCGUGUUGCAAAAUUUUAUAAUAAAAGAGUUCGAGCUCGUCAAUUUCAAGUCGACGACCUGGUUCUACGCAAAGCUGGAUUGACCAAUGUUUAUUCACAUAUGGGCAAGCUCGCUCCUAAUUGGGAAGGACCUUAUAUGGUUAUUUCUAUUCAGCGACCUGGAUCUUACUAAUUGGCAGAUUUACAAGGUCGUCCAUUACCAUUCAUUUGGAACAUACAUAAUCUUAGAAAGUUUUACGGUUAACAUGUAUGUUAUUAAUGUUCAGGUCGUUACGGAUCAUUUGUAAACAGCGAUUUACAGAAAAUUCAAUACAGAAAUUUCAACAGAAAAGAUUCGAAUUUGUAUUUAAUGAAGGUUUAAUACCCUU
This is a messenger RNA of Rubroshorea leprosula, 4629 nucleotides long. The record is from the annotation of a GenBank genome assembly. Lineage: Eukaryota; Viridiplantae; Streptophyta; Magnoliopsida; Malvales; Dipterocarpaceae.